Lingula anatina is the source of this 3848-nucleotide messenger RNA. Its product is annotated as semaphorin-1A. Gene Ontology annotation, molecular function: chemorepellent activity; semaphorin receptor binding. NCBI's taxonomy places the organism in Eukaryota, Metazoa, Brachiopoda, Lingulata, Lingulida, Lingulidae. The record is from RefSeq and is a predicted model, not a curated record. Gene Ontology annotation, biological process: semaphorin-plexin signaling pathway; axon guidance; neural crest cell migration. Gene Ontology annotation, cellular component: plasma membrane.
AGAAUGCCAGAAUUACAUCCGCGUGAUGCUCCAAAAAACUCAAGAUGAACUCUUUGUAUGUGGCACCUAUGCAUGUAGUCCAAGCUGCAAAACAUACAGGAUUCAACAGACUUUGGAUGGUGGUAUCAAUUAUCGUCAGAUAGGUUCAUUGUCCAAUGCAAAAGGGGUGGCCCCCUAUCUGCCACAGAGUAACAGCACUGCAUUGUAUGCAGGUGGAAAAAUAUAUACUGCCACUGAAUUACACUUUGAUGGCAAUGAACCUGUGAUUUACAAUGGAGAUAUCAGAGUACAGAGAAACUCCAUGAUGCUCAAUGUUCCCACACAUUUUGUGAGCUCAAUGGAAUAUGAAGAUAAAAUUUAUUUCUUCUUCAGUGAGCCAGCAGUUGAGUACAUCAACUGUGGAAAGGCCAUAUUUUCAAGGGUGGCCAGAGUGUGCAAAAAUGACCAGGGAGGAAAGAUCUUGCUGAAAAAAGAAUUCACAACCUUCUUCAAAACCCGUCUCAACUGCUCCAUACCAGGGGAUUAUCCUUUUUAUUUUGAUGAAAUCCAGGCGACAUCUGACAUGCACAAAGGUAAUUACAUGUCCUCCUCUGACCAGUCCAAUGCCACGGACAUGAUCUAUGCUGUGUUCAACACCCCGCAGAACAGCAUCCAGGGCUCGGCGAUAUGUGCAUUCCGCUUCUCUGACAUAAUCCACGCAUUCAGGGGGACAUUCAAAGAACAGAAAGGAAAGGAUUACAACUGGCAGUCUGCGCCCUUGGACAGCAUACCAAGUCCACACCCAGCUGAGUGUGCCAACAGUUCAACAGUCAUCGAUGACAUGACAUUGAACUUUGUGCAGGAACAUCCCAUGAUGGAAUCUGCAGUACCUGCAUUUGGUGGACAGCCAGUUGUCAUGGCAACAUCUCUAACUUCAACUUUUACCCAAAUGGCUGUUGACUGGCAAAGAAGGGCUGGAGAUGGACGCUACUAUGAUAUCAUGUUUAUUGGAAGAAGUGAUGGUUACGUAUUGAAAACUAUAAACAAAGGCAGAGGAUCAGCCAUUGAGACGGUCACAAUUGAGGAAAUUGAAGUCUUCAGAAACAAACCAUUCACAAGUAUGAAAAUCUUCAGAAAUCCUAAUGGUGAGGAGAAACUGAUUGUGGUGUCAGCACACCAGGUCAAAACCAUUCCACUUCACAGGUGCCACCUACAGAAAACAUGCAGUGCUUGUGUAGCAUUACAAGACCCCUAUUGCUCCUGGACAGAAGGAAAAUGUGAGAACUCUAUAAAUGGCAUUCAGAACAUCUACCAAGGUGUCAACUCCAGUUGUCCUGCUGACCCCUCCACUACAAAAGAAUCCACAAGAGUGACUACUCCAGCACCUGCAGUGACAUGUGCCCCCUGCAUAUGUCCACAGCCCACAGUCGGAGGGAGUCAGACCAGCCCGUUGAAUAAUAAUAAUGGGAAAACUGUGGUUACAUCCACGGCCUCCUCAUCUCCAGUUGAUGGCGCUGGUGACAAAAAGAAAGACCAAGAUAUUAAAAAUUCCAGUGCUGAGGCUCUUCCAAAUGGAGAUGUUCGCGUUGCUGCAGCUUCUGUUGGAGGCGGUGAGACAGCCUACAGUCCAGUGGUACUUGGCAUUGCUGUUGUUGUCGCAAUUGUUGUAUCUUUAUUUGUCGGGUUUUUGAGCGGAUAUAAAUUCAGCACGUAUAAUAAAUCAAGGAGAAGAGACAAUAUAGAUACAUCAUACAAAGAGCCAAAUGUGGAGCUGCAGAAAAGUCCAGGUCCUGACUAUUACUCAUCAAACUUUAAUGACAAUUCUGGUGGCUACAAGGACGUGCAAAAACAGUUGAAUGUAGUGUUAAAUAUUCCAAAAAAUCCAUCAAAGUUACCGAAUGGGAGUCCAGAGACCAAGGUUCAUGUUCCAGAAAACCAACAAAAAGUGAGGAAAGUCUACUUAUAGCAGCAGGUUUGCUUCAGUUUGUAGCCCAUCGUAACUGAGACUUUCGAGAAAAUUCUAAGACAAAAAGCAUUGUCAAAAAUGACCAGUAUUAAGAUAAUGUAUAAAAGUACCUUUUACUAGGUAAAUACACAAGAACAACAUAUCACUACUAACGUAGGUUUACUAACAUAAGGGCAAUGCAUGAUGAUUUUGAGUACGCAAUAUGUGGUCUUAGUAACAAUAGGUUUAUGGAGUAAGGCGCUAGCAGAGUCGAGUCUCAUUGGGCAAUGUGUAACAGUAUAGUGUAAUGAGUGUAUUUGGAUAUAAAAUGUGCAUGUUCAGCUUAAUGCAGUGCUAGAUACGUCAAAAUUGUGCUGGUGGCUUAUUGGCUGAGGACAUUGGUGGAUAGAAAUGAAAGAGGGGUGCUGGAAGCUGUGAGCUGAUAGCAUAUAACAAACCAAGGAGGCCUGGUGAAGGACUAAGCAACAAAUAACGGGCUUGGAGAAAGAAAUGCUAAACAACUUGUUCUCAUUUUUCCAGUCACCAGAUGUGUAUUGGAAGCUGGAUCAAUUUUUCAAUGAAGAAAUGACAGUAUGAUACACUGCGUUGACCUUCUCUCCGUAUGGAGCAGACUGUAUUCGUAGUGCUUCUUGUGCUACUUCAACGACAAUGAUCUCAGUGAUUUUGAGAAUUUUUUUUUUAAUCUUCAUGCCAAUAUUCACAGUGUCACAAACAUUCAAACAAACUUACAAGAACAACGAAGGCAGCAACAAGAUACAAAAAAGCACCUUUAAUCCAGGGAUUGACAUUUCCAUGGUUCUGACAAAAAAUGGCUAUUCUGCAGUGGUGCUGUUAUGGACGGUUGCGGGUUAAAGAUACAUAAAUGUUACUUUAACCCAGGCUGCGAGUGACUAACCCUCAGGAAGGCCAAUCACUCACAAGGUGCUGUCAUAGUGUGAACAGAGGCAUUUUUAUAUAAAAAAAGAGAAUGAAAAGACAUUCCAGUGAAAAUGAGGAAGAAAAAAUAUCUGUAUUUAAGCCCUGCCAUAUUUGUGUAUAUGUGUACAUAAGAAUUGUAAAUGUGUAUAUUGUACAGUCUUUUUUAUUGUAGUAUGCUGUCAAGGAUGCAGUGUUAACCAUAGUACAGAUACUCAUAUGUUCACUAUAUAUGCUAUGCAAAAUGGCACAGCAACAUAUACUCUGUUAACUUCCAUUUAGGCUUCCUGCAACAAGCACAAAGUCCUUAAAGUUAUCAUAUUAGGCAACUUAUAGUUUAUUGUAGUAAAUUUUGUUUUCCUUCUGUUUAAAUCAGUCAAAUCUACUUAAGCAGAUGUGCUUCUGAAGUAAAAUUAGGCAUCGUAAUUAGAAAGUGUUGAUGACUGGUUCCCAGUCAGGUUAUGCUGCAAAGGCCAAAUUUUAAGCUCACUUUCUUUGUCACUUGGUUCAUUGAACAAGUGUUGUUUUAUGUUGUACUACUGGUAUAGGUGUACAGGCUAAGCUUUUUUACUCUCAAUGUCUUUAAAAAUCCCCAUGUUUUAUGUUUCUAUCCAUCGUCACCAUUUCAUCAUUAUUCAUCAGAACAUGCACAAUUCACAGUGUAUUUAGGAGAGUCAUAUCAUCAUACAUUGGCAGCAGCAUUUUUGCUAUUAACACACUACUGACCUGACAAGCCAGGAAAUGCAUUUGAUUGAAAUAUAGUCCUUAGUGGAGCUAAAUUAGUGAGUUUGAUUAGCUUGUAUUUGUAUAACUACCAAUAUUAAUCUGGGUAACUAGCAAUGCCAUGCUUCUGAGAAUGUUUUAUGGCAUCAAUGUGUAUUUGUUUUUUCAAACUCAAAUUUUAGGACCUAGGGUUUGAUUGUCACUGAAAAAUCUACAGAUAAAUUUAUGCACUGUUAUUAUGACACAUAUAACUGCUUAGUUUUUU